UUCGCGCAGAGCUUCAUUCAUCCUACUGAGCUAUAGUUAUUGCGCGUUGCGAGACUCGAGGGUUGUAGCCCUCCGAAUACAUCGGUUCUCUUUUAAAAUUGGGAUUCACAAACAGCUCUUUCUGAUACUUUACUGGUCAAUUGAAAGUGAAUAACCACGUAAAAGCUAAAAACCUUUCAGAGCGUCACUCUGUCAGAACAUGUUACCUGAACGACCUUCCAGGUAGCCUACUAACCUGUCACCACCAGCUUUGGUAUGUUGGACAUUGAUUACAAUGUUCUCAAGUUUGCCUUCAAGUGGACACUAUCCAGUUUCAUCUGGACUGAGAUUCUCAGGAACUGCUCAUUCAAAGGCCUCGCACGGAGAUUCUGAAUCUCUUAGUCUUAGUCGCUCUGCUCCUGGAUUUGUGAAGGACGACAGCACCUACAACAAUAAUAAAGAAAAGCCUGUGCUGUCACCACCUGUGUUCGUCUUUCAGAGAUUCGCAUCAAUGAAGAGAAGAGCAGAAGAUGAUAUAAAUGGACCCACUAUAAGCAAAAGAGUCCGAUCCUUCACCUACCCCGGCCAAUCCAGAAGAGGUAGCAUAGACAGAGACAGACCAGUUUGGUCCAGUUCUUUCUCCUUCCCACCACCUCUGCCAGUCUCAAGAUCAAAUGUGUUCAUGCCUUCAAGCCUUUGCAAUGCUAACAAAGUCUCAUCUGACAGGGCCUCUGUCGGUGCUCCAUGCAUCAGAGUAAAGAGGACCCUGCUGAGGCCUGCUGUCCUGCUGGCUCCUAAACCCAGGAGAGACCGACAGCAUCUCCAGGGGAGCCUGAAUUCUGCAGAUGACCUGGACACAGUCAGUAUUGACCAGCAGACGUCUUCUAGUGCCUUUGAUCAACUGUCAUCAUGUCCAACUGAUAGCAGUCACGUGAAACUGGAAAGACCCAACCAGAGCAGCAUCCAGUUUGUGUUUGGAGAGAACAUGAGUGAAAGGGUGCUGAAUCCACUGAAAAGUCCGUACAGUGAAGAGGUGUCUGACUCUGAUAGCAGUUCUUCAGAUUCAGAAUCAUCAAGUCCGGACACAUCCCACAACUCAACAGUAAAACGCUCUCUGUGGGAAUCCGCUGCAGCCACCACUGCUUCCUGCAGGAGGCACUGUUUGCUAAAACAGGUGCAGGUGAUCACGGGCGAGGAGCGGGAGAGCAACGUUGUCCAGCUGUCCUGCAAGCUGUUUGUGUUGGAGAGGGGCACACAGUCGUGGAGCGAGAGAGGAAGGGGCAUCCUGCGGCUUAAUGACCUGGCAACAGGAAACCGAGGCGAGCUCCAGUCCAGGAUAGUCAUGAGACACCAGGGCAGUCUGAAGUUGAUCCUCAACACCAAGCUCUGGCCACACACUCAGCUGAAGAGGCCCGCGAGACGCAACCUCCAGGUGACCGCCACAGACCUGGAGAGCCACGCCAUCCGAGUCUUCCUCAUCCAGGCUGGGGCGAGGGACAUCUCGCGGCUGCACGCCGCCAUCCACCACCGCCUGGUGGGGAUGCACUGCCGUGUCGGACUCAGGAACCGCAACGGCUCCAGUGGGGAUGAGGACGAGAACGGAGACUGCCGGAAAAACACACAGGAAGCUUGGAGUCCAUGAUUGGAAGCACCGUCCAGAUUGGAUCCUUAAAACAGGCUCACUGCUGGUUACCUAUCACACUCAACUCGAUAAGAUGUGAAGAAGACACAAAACAAUGUGUCUGUUAGUUGAACUGCGACAACAGUUUUUGCCAAAGAACAAUUCUGUCUGUUUUUAUGGACAAAUUUCCAUUAUGAAAGCAGUAAAAACAAUGUUAAUGCUCAUGUAGCCAUCCUUCACUGGAAGGCACUCAUUGUGAGGAAAUGGAUAUUUUGAAAGUUAGCCUUUCAAAAAUGGAGUCUUAUAUAAUAUUUAUAUGAAACAUUUAACAAUUAAGAACAUUUAAACAAAUACAUAGCUAGGUAUGAACAUAAUCAUUUACCAGAGAUAUGCUGAUUGCACAGAAUUGAUUGAAAGUUGUAUUCAUAUUCAUAAAUGCCUGUGUUAUGUUAGCCAAAUGGACUUCUUUUGAUUUCAACCUCUGAUCCUGAUCUGGUGUUUUCUAUUCAGGGUUUCUCUUCCAACCACAAGUCCAUUUCUGUUGGGUUUACGUUGUGUAUCAUUAUAAUAUUAGUGUCUAUGACAAUUUGAUAAACUUACUAGAGAAUGUGAUGGCCUGUUUGGGUGUAUAUGCAUCUUAAGUUACAGAUCUUUGGAUGGUUAAGGAUGUUGAUGCUUUUCCUAAAGUUUUUUUUGUGACAGAACAGAGAGGUUUUUUGUGACAGAACAGAAAGAAACAAAAUUUGUUUGUGACAGAACAGAGAAAGAAACAGAGAGUUCUUUUGAGACAGAACAGAGAAAGAAACAGAGAGGGAUUUUUUGUUUUUUAUGACAGAGCAGAGAAGAAAAGACGAUGGUUUUGUAGGUCCUUAGUGUUUGCAAGCAGUCAUAAGUGAUUUGAUGUCACAUUUAACCUUCUUUAUUAAAUUUACCAGGGCUGAUAAUUUGUAGUCACAAAUCACCAGGUGUACACAACAUACCGGUAUAUCAAUGUACUUAAUGUGUAUUAUUUAUUUUUUUUAAGAAAGUAUUCCAUUGGGUAUGAAAUGACAAUGAAUUAUGUUUGUGUUGGCAGUAUUAUCACCAAUCCAAUGCAGACAUUGUUCAGAGUUUAAAGCUGGACCUUGUGUACCUGAAAGUAUGCACCUUUGUGAUUUGGGUCCAUCAAGUCAGCAUGUUAAAUCUGGGGGUUAAGUGGGAUUUAGCUAUUUUCUUCUCACUGGAUUAGCCUAUCUGUUCCACUUUCCUAAACUGAGACUGUAAUUACUUUUUUGUUUUAAUAAGAUUGUCUGAUUUACAUUGAUGUGGUUCAGGCAAAAGUCCUGGAGCAAAUCCAUAAAAAUUCAGCAAUAAUACCAAGGGCUUAUGAUAUCCAGCCAUUUGCCACCAUAACUGAUAACUAUUGGCCCCAAACCAAUUAAAGAAGUGAGAACUCUGUAUAGGAGAGAGUACUGUGAGAGAAACAUUUAGCGUUAUAGAGUUACAGAUUUGUACGAGCAGGUAGGAAGAUCAGCAGCCAUGUAGGAUUAUUUUUUCUCAAAUACACCAUUGCAGUUAAUAAUGUAGUAAUGCACAGGCGAAGUUACCUACGAAUAGUGUUAUUGAGAAGACAAUAGAUAUACAAUUUAAUUUAAUUUGAUCUUUAACAACUUGCAACCUUUUUGUCCUUUUUAAAAUAUGUGUUUUUUUUGUUUUGGUAGGGAAAUAUUGCCUACAUUUUCUUUAUGCUGUUUCAAUAUUGAAUGUAAUGAUUUGAAAUGGUCAUCUGGAAUGCAUAUCUCUGCUGCUGUCGUAACUGCUCUCUUAAAAAGAGAUCCUUUCUCACAGCGGAUGGCCUAUCUAACUGUACAUUUUAAUGGCUAGAUAAUAUGAAAAGUCAUACAUCACUUACCUGCAAAUAUUUUGAAUUGUCAUUGGUUUGUUCCAACAACACUUCUCAUUUCUUUCCUUCCUACCUCUUUAUCUGCUUUUUGAUGCACUGAAAAAAAUCAUGUUAUAAGUUUGAUGCUUUUUUUAAGAAAAGCUUGUGAACUGUAUCACAUCUCUUUCUGUGUAAAAUUGAGUCACUUUUGGUGUGUAAAAAGGUAUGACUAGCAUCUAGUUAUCACUCUGACAUUUCUAUUAACAUAUUGCAUUAUGUUUUCAUACAUUGUAUGUUAUUGUUAUUUUACCACUCGCAAUUAACAAAAAGGAGGAAAAUGGCAAGAAUUUGUUUUUCUAGUUCAGUUAUUUUUAUUACAGUCAGUUUAUAUGGGCUGUAUGGCCAUUUUUUGACAGCCCUUGUGAA
Molecule: messenger RNA, 3887 nt
Organism: Alosa alosa (allis shad)
Lineage: Eukaryota; Metazoa; Chordata; Actinopteri; Clupeiformes; Clupeidae
Product: ran-binding protein 3-like
Exons: 14
Coding region: 275-1621 (448 amino acids)
Biological process (GO): protein export from nucleus
Cellular component (GO): cytoplasm; nuclear pore
Molecular function (GO): GTPase activator activity
Source: RefSeq, a predicted model, not a curated record